AGGAAAGAUGUCACGAUGAUGAAAGGAAAGAUGGAAAUGAACUAAGAAUGAAAAAGAUAGAGUAUAAGGAAGCACAGGAUGAUGUAGCUGAGACAUUGAAUAAGUCUAAAAAUAAUUUUAAAUCAGGCAAAGGAGAUCAUAAAACUGACAAAAGUGAAGGAAAGACUUUAAAGAAAGCAAAGAAGAGGCAUCAUGAAGAUGAUGUGGAGCAAGCUGGCUCAGAUCCUAAAAAACAAUGCAAAAGAAUGAAGCCUAAUACAUUGGUUUUAUCCACAAAUACAUGUAGAGGGUGUAUGAAGAAAAGGAAAUAUAAAUCCCCUUCUGUUGUUCCUGAACAGAUUGGUUUACGGACGACAACUAAAGAUAAGUUGCAGCAAAAUCAUUAUAGCAAAAACAAGUUCUGUGAGAAGGAUGAGGAAGCAGAGGGUGACAACGUACAUGAUUACCUUGACCCAAGUGUGUCAGACACAGCUAGUAGUAAAUGCUCCUUUGUGGAUUAUUUUUUAAGGUCAAGAACUGAAAAUUUAAGGGAGAGCAGAAAGAAGAAGAAGAAAAAGAAAAGGAAAGAGAAGGGAAAAGGGGGAGAGCACAUAUUUUAACUAAAGCUGUAGAUAGCAGUGGGGAAAUAGAAACAUUGCCAACUCAUAUUCACAAAGGCAGAGUGAAAUUCUUUCACAGAAACCAGGAUAAGGAGACUAUAUCUUGUACUCAAGUUGCUAAAAACAAAUGUACUUACCUUAGCCAAGGCAUGUUAGAAUUAACAGGUGAUGCCAAGGCUUUUCCUGAAACUAGUAAUGAUUUGGAGGUACAAAAUAAAUUGAAUGGAAAGUGGAAGAAGAAUAAGGAAAAGAAGAAGAAAAAGGAAGAAGAGAGAAAGAAAUGGGUAAAAGACAUAAUGAUUAUGGAUUUAACAUGUGUAAAUGAUAAAAAAGAGGUCGUUAACUCAAGAGCUGAGAUGGCAGAGAAUGUGGAGGAGCCAAACAUUAAGGAAAAGAAGAAGAAAAAGAAGAAAAGAAAAAAAGAAGAUAGAAGGAAAAGGGGCCAGGAAUUGGUUAUGGGAGAGGUAAAAAAUUCUAUUAAUGACAAUAGACUUGAUGGAGAAGAAGCUGGUACAUGUACAUGUAACUCAACAGCUGUGAUGGCAGAAAGCACAGAGAAACAAAAGGAUGAUGAAAAGCUGAGAGAAGCAAUGCUCCAUGCUGACAUAAUUCAUCAAACUUGGAUACCUUCUGAGGAACAGCUUGAGUUGUUAAAAGAGAAAGGUGUGUGAUUAUGUUUUUAUCAGAAGAACCCAGUAAAAAAUAGUUUCUAAGUGAGUGUAAGUUCACCAACUAGAAGAAGCAUUCCAUAAAUGAGUCUGCCCAAAAGAUGUUUGUAACCAGUUAUAUGAGGCAGUGUUGCUGAUUGCUUAAGAGUAUAGUCAGAUGUUACUGGAUUUCAACUUGGUCUCAUUUUGGGCACAAUGAAUCUGACUGAGUAAUAACUGUUGGCGUUUAUGUUUGUUAACUUAAAAGAUUCUAUAAAUCAACCCACCCAGUUUACUUUUGUAUCACUAUUUCAGAGCUGUAAAAUGUUAGUUAAGGGCUAGAAGUCAAUGCCAUUCGUAUGAAUUGUGGUGGAUUUCGACACAGUCACAUGCUCUAACACAAGCUAAGGUUGCUGUGACAGGAGCUCUGAGCUCAACUCCUCAUUCAUGUGCAGGUUCACAGUAUUGAUUUUUAACAACAACAAUAUAAAGAGUGUACAGUCGAAUCUCGGUAACUCGAACUCUCUAUAACUUGAACCUCCCGUUAACUCAAAGUAAUUUUCAAUUCCCUUCAGAUCAUUUUCCAUGUAAUUUUACUUUUGAUAACACGAACUCCAAACAUCUUGAACUUUUUUCUAUUUCCCUUCAAGGUUCGAAUUAUCGGGAGUCGACUGUAUUUAUUAACAAGAAUCAAAAUCAAUUUUACAAUAUUGGGUUUCCUGCAAAUACAUGUAGCUACUUGAAGCUAAUCUAGGCAGGACAAGACAAAGACAAUAAACGUGCUACUAUAAUUAUUAAAAUAAAGAAAAAUAAUAUUAAUGUUACAAACAGUCCGGAGUAGUCAAUCGAUAAAAAUAGGUGUCGAUAAAAAUCGAUAGCAAUCAAGUGAUUUUUAUUGAUUGAUAACGGAAAUCGGUGAAAAUUGAUAAACUAAGUUGCUGUGUCAAAUCAAUAUUAUCCAUUUUUCAUGAUUUUAACAAUUUAUAAUGGUAAGUUAAAUUGUACAGCUCAGAGAACUCAUCCACGAGUAACAACUGAUCAACAAACAUGAAAAUAAGAAAUGUGGAAACUAUUACAGACACAAGAUUCUCUCUAAAACCAUGACCCUUUUGUACAUAAUAACAGAAAUGGUUUGGUUUAAGUUCUUGCAGGCAAGUACUACGAGAAAUACAACCUUAGAUAAAAGAUUUCCCAGCCUGAAUUUCAGACAUCCUUAAGAGGCAAAGGGAAGCCUAAAAUUCAGGCUAAAGGAUUUCCCUAGAUAGCUUUUCACUGUUUUCUGUUAUUACUUGAUAAAAUCACUUGAUCGCUAACGAUUUUUAUUGAUUUCAAUAUUUAUAUAUUGACUACUCCGGGAAACAGAAAGAAAUGCUGAAAGAUUUUGCUUUUUUGUAGUUACACUCUAAAAGAAAUUGUAGGUACACUAUUAUUUGUUUUUAUUGAACUAGAAAAAUACCACCCAAGGUGUGCAUGUACACCAGAAAUUAUCCCUUUAAUUCAGAAUAAUAUAUUCUAUCAUUGACAUACAUAUUAACAUACGUGUAAACACAACACAAUGUAUCAUGAUCUAGAAAGAUAACCAAUUCACCCUUGGAAUUCUUUUGAAAAACUCCUUUUUUGAAGGUACAGUGUAGUUAAGCUGUUUUCUGGUCACUGUCUGGCCAGUUCAGUGGAGAACAGGUUAAGAAGUGUUUUCAAACUUUCUGUCCUUGUUUAAUGUGGGCCUUUGUAAUGGAAACUGCUGGGUCGUCAGUGAUUGUGUUACAUCUAUAAACUUUAAGUUAAUCUGUAAAUUUGUAAAUUAGUUUUUUAUUAGUUUGUCCUUGUAUAUAAUAUAUUAUUAUUAAUUUUUUAAACUCAGGAUUCAAGAUAAAGAAAGGCAAGUGGUCUUUUCAGGAGCUCAAAUUAUUAAAGGCAAAUGUGCAUAGGUUUCUGGAGGUAUGUUAUUAGACGGUGUUACCUGUAUUAAUCUUUUACUGUUGGUCCAGGUCAAUACAGAUUCUUUGAUGUUUGGAUUGGAAUUCAUGUACAUGUUCCUUGAUUACUUGUAGUAACCUUUUUGUUGUUUCUGCCAGACUCAUGCAUUGCCAGAUCCAGUCAGAAUUCUUCUUCGUUCAAGUACAGACAGGAAGGAAGGGAAAUCAUGGAAGCGUUUUGCUCGUGAAAAUGACUUUUACAGAGAGCUUGGUGAGUGAAAACCUAUAUCUUGAUUUUCUAAACUUUUUAACACCAGGUUCACUAUUUUUUUAAAUUUAUAAAUAAAAUGUAUGUACAGUCGAGCCUCUCUAAUACGGACACCUAAGGGACAGAGCAAAGUGUCCGUAUUAGAGAGGUGUCCGUAUAAAGAAGGUCACUAUGAUGGCGUCACCUUUAUGACUCCACUUACAGUUUUAAGUGUUCAGUAGCUAAAACCAGGCUCACACUUGUCUUUAAACUGCAUUCAAAGGUAUUAAUUCACAGUACUUGUAAAGACACUGUCUUUCAGUAGCAUACAACAUUGUACAUCUCAGCUACAGACAAAGUACUUUUUUAAAAUGAAAUGAGCUACAGUGCAAUGCUGCAUGUAGAAAGUUGUACCGUAAACCACAAUUCUGAAAGCGUCUUUUGCCUUUUUGCAAGUGCAGUAAACGGUAACUAGAAUACAAAAUCAGUGUAAUAGAAAAGAUCUUUAUGCUAUCUGUAGUUAUUGAAGCCUUCAAAAAGUCAGUUAUGUUCGUCUCUACACCUUUUGCAAAUCAUUGUUUGGUAUACAGCAACCGGUCUUUAUAUCACCUUGCAUAGCUUAUCAGCAAGACUAGACGGGAUUCACCCGGUGCAGAUUCACCUUAUCGGGAUUCGGGAUUCACCUGAUCACCGCAGCGUCCGCAAUAAAGAGGUUAAGUUUUAAUGAAUUUACUCUCUGGGGCUGAGAUUUAGUGUCCGUUGUCCAUCUUAGAAGGAGUCCAUGUUAUAGACUGAGGUUUCUUUAAAAGAAAAUAUAUGAGAAUUUUGUCGGGACAUUGAAAACUGUCCGUAAUAGAGAGGUGUCCAUAUUAGAGACGUAUCCAUACCAAGAGGUUUUACUGUAUCAACACUCUGAAGACACUUACUGUGGGUAUUGUGAUAGUGGUAAUGCUAAUAAUAAGAUGGAAACCCUUCAACAUAAUACAAAUAUUUUCCUUGUUCUUUUCUCUGUUUAAAUACAUGUCAUGUAAAAAUUACUUCACCUUUAUAACACUAAUGCAGUCACUACAUAAUUGACAUAGUUUAUUCAUAUUUGGAAAUUAUUGUGUUAGCUUUAAUAAAGUGAUCAUCAAUCACAUUCAGUAGUGACAAUUUUAUGAGUUUUAUUCUUUUGCCAGGUAGAGGUAUACUGAGACCACUGAAAGCUAUCUACAAUUGUGCAUUGAGAAUUUAUGAUGAAUCAAAUCAUAUGGGAAAGUUAGUGUCAUCAUCAGAUAAUUGCAAUCAUGUUAUGCCGGGUAGAACAGUUUAGGUGUCUUAUAAGGGCUUACAGUAGUACCCCAACCACCACCCAACAACUACAUCACUAUAUGUAAAUAAUAAAACUACCAUGUUAUGACCACAUUCUCUCGGCCCUCACCAUUGAAUUUCCUAUUUGUAAACCUGGUGUGUUGACACUAGAUAAUGUUUUUUUCAAGCAUUAUUUAGUUGGGAGAUUUCCGUGGUGGAACAGUAAUACACCACAGCCCGUGUGAAUGUUUGCCUUAAAAACCUUUCCAGCUAUCUCAUCAUCAUAACUGACAAUCUCAAAAUUUCUCUUAAUUUAUUCUUGAAUAUGUUAAGAAACUUACAAAUAACCAACUCAUAAAAUUGAGGAUUCACUUAAUCAAAUGUGUUUUGUACUUUGUUAGAUAUUCUGAUGAAGAAAUCAAAGAACUGGAAAGGUAAGUCUAAUGACUACUGCCAGACCUGCUUAGACCUGGCCAGCAAGAUGGAUCAUUUUGAAAAUGAACUAGGCUUGUCUCUAGAAGAAAUUGUGCUAAAAACUAUCACUGUAGCCUGACUGUGUAGUAGGCCCUUGGAAGUAAUGGGUGCAAGGAACACUGAAGGAAGAAUGGGGUGUGUGAGGGAAACACGUGAGGGGAGAAGGAGCUUUUGCCCAAGAGGCCCAUGAAAAUCGUUUCAACUCGCUUUCUGGGAGUGUGGAUAUUUCCGAUUGGUUGAGAGGCUCCCGAGGGAAACAAGUAGUCGUGUAAGGCAAAGAAACUGUCAAUCAAAGAAAACAGGAGAUCGUUUAUUUAACAAAUAGAUUCCAUGUUGCCGUGCGUCUGUUCAGUAAUAGAUCACAGAUGACGUCAAAAUGUCGUAAAAACAAAGAAGUGGCACACGAGCCGCAGGAGAAUGUGUCACUGUUGUUUUUACACAUUUUGACGUCUUCUGUGAUCUAUUACUGAACAGACCCACGGCAACAUGGAAUCUAUUUGUUUUAUACAAUGAUCAGAAAAGAAAAAGACCGAUACACAUACCUGCCUCAAACCGCUUGACCUUUUGAGGAUUUGUGCUAGUUUAGGCAUUUUUUAAGUCCCAAACCCAACUUUUCAUCUUAGCUUCUUCUUUAUCUUUCUUGUGUACAGUUUCUUCGAAAAGUUUUUCACCUUCUUUUCUUGCUCAAAGAAGAAUAAUAGCGAAAACAUUUUGCAAAACAGCGUGUCUCUCGUAGCGAAGACACACGAUGGCAACUGUUGUGAAGAUUUCUUGUAGUUUAGGCAUUGUCAAGUAGUCAAUAGCUUUUUUGGUCUCCGUUUCUCCAUUUUUCUUCUUUGUAAAUAGCUCCUGCUAAACUUUUUCCGAAGCUUUCACUGCCUCAAUCCGAAAUAAUCUCACAAACAUUUUCAAAACCGCUUGCCAUGUUGAACAAAACAAAGAAAACAAGUUUCCUGUGACGUCAUCCAUGUAUCUGUACUCUAAUAGCUAGAUCAUGGGCAACGACCAAUCACAGCGCGCGUAGCAUUCACAUCAUUGUAUAAACACAUGUAGUACAUGGAUGGACAAGGCAGUGAAGGUUUUUUAUUACACUACUAAGUAAUGGUAACAGGACUGAGUGGAGUCCAAUUCGGUCUGUAAUCAUACGAGUGAUUAACAAAAUAGGACGACCGCGUAGCGGGAAUCCGAUUUGUUUAAUCACGAGUAUGAUUACAAACCGAAUUGGACGACAUGAAGUUCUGUUACCAAUUAAUCAUAACUUUAACAAAAAUUGUGAUAUAAAAGGCUAUUUUUUACAUAAAAACACAAAAAAUUCGACAUUUUGUUUUGCUAGCUUAAAAAAAAGGCCAUUUCAGUGCGCGCUUGAUGGCGCGUACUGUCCCAAUUACUUAGGUAUGACGCGUACUGUCCUAUUAAACUGUCCAAUUAAGGCUGAAAUCAGGGCAGUUGAUAGCCAAUCAGAUUUGACAAUUUUGUUAUAGUUAUGAUUAAUGGUAAAAUCGAAGUUGAGAUCUUGGAGGUCACUUCAAUGGAACUAUGUGGCUGUAAUCUAAUAGAAAAGUUGGAGUGUUCAAACAGUAUUCAUAAAGGAACAAUUUGACAUCAAAUACGCAUUAGUGGAAGAGGCGACAGACAAAAGAUUUGUCUAAUAUAAUACACAGCAUGCAUUCUUUAAAUGAUUUCCAUUUUUGACUCUGUUUUUUCGUAUUUAUCGUGCCUUUUUAUGUCACCGAUUUUCUCAGAUGCAGUUAAGUAAGUAAGUAAGUAAGUAAGUAAGUAAGUAAGUUGGUUAAAAAUGAUUUAAUGCUGUGUGUUUAUUGUCGGUUGCUCCCUCGCUCUAUAAUCAGAUAACCUAGCUGAUCUUUAUAACAGAUAGACCAAGAAUAUAAAUGUACAACGCUUUGGCACGCUUUGCUUGUGCAAGGUCAAUCGUUUUUUGUCAAAAUUUUUGACAAAUCAUGCAGCUGCUGCCAGGUAAUUGGACCAGAGGUGGCAAACUAUUUUCAUGGGCCUCUCGAGCAGGAGCUCCCUCUCCCCUCAAGUGUAUCUCUUGCGCGCCCCAUUUUUUUCUUCUGCUGUUACUUCCAAGCAUGAAUAAUGGAAUAUUGUUAGUUUCCCUGCUACCUACGUGUACCAAUCUGGUGUUGGGAAUGGGCUAAGGUUUCAUAAUCCAUCAUCAGAAAUAAUAGGAUUGAACCAAUCUAUUAAUACCAGAAAAAUUGCUUUUUAUAAAGUAGUCCAUAAUUUGUUUUUCACCUGUUAGGAGUCAAAGUAAUGAAAAAUUUUGGUUUUUCUUAAUCCAUGGACCUCUUUCAUUUUUGUGCAGGAGAAGUUUUAGAAAGUGACAAAAACACACAAAAUAUAUGUACACUUGCCACACUCUAGUGUUUCUGUUCUUAAGGUUGCAUGCAGUGCAUGUUAAAAACUGGGUUACUAUUGGCCGGCUGUAAGGCAGGAGUACGAUGUCAGUAAUCCGCAAAUAUUUAAACCUGCCAGUCAUCAAAGGUUAGUACUGAUCUUUGCUGCCAUGUUUAGCUGAGCCCAAGAGGGCAUGGUGCUGUCUUAGACCUCUCAAGAAUCACCAAGAAUCUGUUAAACCGCCAUUUUUAUUGACCUUUGAAAACACCUUAGCUACUGCUAUUUGGUUUAGAACAUUGUUUGGGUAAUUUAUCUAUUCUUAUCGCUUAUUGGAAAUGAGGCUUUUAUUGGAAUGAGAGUGCUAUGCUCUAGGGCUAAUUAUUAGAAUAGAGGUGCUUAUUCACAUUUAUCAGAGAAAGGGGGCUCAUUGGAACGAUGGUGCAAAAUUGAAUCAUUAUCGUAGUUUUAAAAACAACUUGUUCUUAAAGGUUUGCAUGUUACCCAUCACCCUUUUCUUUGUAUAUGUCUUGUGCACUGCUUUUUCUAAUCGUUCAGACUAUGAAUUAUGAAACAAUCAUAGAUCAAAAGUAUUCUGAACUGUUAUGAAUCCAUGUACUCCAGCAUUUUUUGAUAACAGGUUGGUUAACAAUCGUGAACGUAGUUUUUGGUUCCAUUUCAUUUCUUUUUGUGUAUUUGAAUUAUUUAUUUUUACAUUAUUGUUAUCACUGAGAUCUGAAUCAUAACAUCAAUGCAGUUUGUAUACCAGUAUGUCACUUUUUUUAGGCAGUUCGAUAUGAUGUGCCAAGAAAUGGAAAACACCAUAAAUAGAUGACAAGGAGUGAACAGAUGUUUUAAUUAUAUAAUUAGGUAGAAGAGGAGCUUGGACAGAUGAUGAGGUUGAUAUCCUCACAAAAGCAGUUUAUCGUGUGACCAAUACAGCUGAAGAUCAACCAGUACCGUUCCAUGGUAUACACUGGCCCAGCGUGGCAAAAAUUGUUAAGACAAGGGCCACUGUUCAGUGUAGACAGAAGUG
This is a messenger RNA of Porites lobata, 8564 nucleotides long. Lineage: Eukaryota; Metazoa; Cnidaria; Anthozoa; Scleractinia; Poritidae. The record is from the annotation of a GenBank genome assembly.